UGUCAGUAUGUAUACAUAAACCUAUUUAUAUUCAUAAUCAUAGAGAAAUCAGGGAAAAGUAUAACAUAGGAAAACAACAAUUUCAGAGUUGGAUAGUGUUAUAAAAUGCAGGGGGAUACACAAUAUAAAUAAACUGUCUUAGACAUCGGGAAUUGGUUCGAGGUUCCUACCUCGAAAUGUGAAUAAUUCUGACGUCACUUGCUUGGCUGACGAUUGCGGAAGUAAAGUGCUGCUCCAGUCUGCUAUUUCAGAAUCAUAACAGUGGAAGUACCUCUGACUUAUAUAGUUGGAGUAUUAGAAGUAUUUUUAGGUGUUUAUUUGGUUUUCUUUAGCCAUCUACUAGUUACCUCUGCGUGUGACGGAAAACGGUGACGGAGAUAAAGAGUCCACUGUCAGGAUGGAGGAACCUGGAGGUACUGCAGCUGAGGCUGUGACUCCAUCAUCAGCAGGUGCAUCAAAAUCAAAGCUGGACACGCUGUCCAAAGAUGACCUCAUCAAAUAUGCCAAAAAGCAAAUAGCUGCCAUGCAAAAGAUGAAGAGCAAAUGUUCAGAUUUAGAAAAGGAAGUGGAAUCCCUCAAACAACAGCAAUCUAAAAGCGGUGACGGCAAUCCAGAUGACGCUGCUUUGUUUCAGGAGCUGACUGAGAGGAUGGAUGCCUUAUUACUGGAGAAGGCCGAAACUCAGCAAAAUGUUACACUCCUGCGUAAAGAACUGGAGAAGACUAAACAGCAAGCUAAGGAGGAUUUAGCGGCUCUUCAAAGUGAGCAUGAGCGUGUCAUGGAAGACCUUCAAAGGAUGAUCAAGAACAUGGAAAGCAGCAUUCAGGAAGCCAACCGUAAACACCUGGAAGAGGUGUCUCAUUUCCAAAAUUUAUUAAUAGAGCGAGAAGAGAGAGACAGGGAGAGGGAGAGUGAAAGAGAAAAACAGCGGCAGGCGGAUUAUGCCAUUGAAAAAGAGAGGGCAGAAGAAAGACGGCGGGACUUAGAAGUUCAGCUGGAAAGACUCAAAGCUGAGCUGGAGGAUAUCCAAGAAAAACAUUCUCUAGAGCUUUCCAAGAUUCAGGAGAACUACCAAAGGGGCUUUACAGAGGCCCAGCAGGAGGUGGAGAACCUGAAGGAGGAGCUGUCACAGAAAAGUCUGCACCAUGAAGAGGAAAUGAGAACUCUGGAGGAGGACUUUGAGCUUGAGCGGGAGCGUCUCUUGUUGCUCAACGAGGAGCUCACGGAGCAGCUUGCUCUUAAAGACAGCUACCUGCAGGACGUUCAGGAGGAGGAUGAGGAACCUCCCCGUGGUUCGGGAAUAGCACAAAUGCUGGAACUGUCAAGGAAAACCCAGGCAGACUGCUCUGGCGAUGGGGAGGACUCUGAGAGCAGCAGGCUGGCAGCAGCUCUGGAGGAUCUUCAAGCUCAGAACACCAUGUUACAGGAUGAGCUCACGCUGCUCAGCAACCUGAAAGGCGAGCUUGAAGCAGAGCUGGAACGAGCUAAGGAAGAGUUCCAAACGGAAAGGGAAGAGCUGGAGUUCAAGAUCAACGAGCUGCAGCUGAUUAAGGACAGUCCAUCCACUGAACCUAGAAUGAUUCUAGAUGCUCACUAUCAACAUGAAGAAUUGAAAGAGUCGACAGUUAGCUUAGCACAAGACCAAAGCUCCCUGAAACUUGAGGAGCAGCAAAAUCUGAGCCUGGAAGUAAGAACCCAGUGCGAGGCCUUGAUCAGAGAGCGAGACUCUGCUUUGACUGAGUGCCAACACAUGAGGAACAUUCUUCAAAGCACUGAAGCGGAGCUCAGUGAGAAGACUAAAGAUUUUGUUCUACAAUAUCAAGCUAUGAAAGAACAGGGAGCUAGUACAGUCCAAGAACUUCGAGAUACCAUUGAAAAGCUCAGUCAAGAGAGAGAUGACGUUUUGGGCAAAAUGAAUGAAGUUAUAGAGGAGAAAAAUGCUCUGAUGAAGGAUGUACAAGACCUUAGGCAGAAGCUGGAAUGUCCACCCUUUGAAAACCAAGAAAUGCAGUCAUCUGAGGAGGAGCAAACUCCUUUAGCCUGCAAAUCCAAACCAUCGGUGGAGGACUUCACCCAGCAGAAUGAGCAGAUCCGCUCCCAACUGGAAGAGCAGGAGAACAUGAUUCAACAUUUAAAGGAUUCUGUCGCCACGCUGAAAGAGGAGCGAGACAAAAUACAGAACUUGCUAAAUCUCAAAGAGGAUGAAAUGCGGAACCUCAACGAAGAGCAAACAAAAGCAAUGGAAAAGCUGGAGCAGGAAAAAGCUAAAGAGGUUCUGAUGCUCAGAGAGGAAAAAGAGAAUGAGCUGAAAAGCUUGAAAGCAGAAACCCAAGAGAAAGUGAAACAACUAGAGGAAGAACGAGAAAAAGUAAAAGAAAGCCUGAAAGAAAAGCUGGUGAAUAAAGAGAUGUUCUUUAAGUUAGAAGCAGCAAUCAAAGAAAUGUCUGAUGAGAAGGAUAAUCUCCAUCAAAGGUUGGAAGACAUUUUAGUGGAACUUUCCAAUGCUCAAAAAGAGAAGGACGUUUUGGGCUCCAAGGUGUUAGCUCUGGAAGUUCAGCUUAAGCAGGAAGCAUCUGUAAAACAAGAGCUAGAAGAAAAGUUGAAAUUAGCGACAGAAGAUGCAGCACGAAGCUACGCAUCCAUGCAGGCGCUGGAGGAAAAGCAGUCUCAAAUACUCCAAAACUCCACUGAUGAAGUCGAAGAGCUGCGAGCACGUGUUGGUGAGCUGGAGCAAGAGAGGAACCUGUUGAAGAGCAGUCUAGAGGAAGCUCAGAAUGAAUGUAAAGCUGAGGAGAUGCAGACGGAUCUACAGACGCACAUUAGAGACCUGGAGAAGGAGAGAGACAUGCUGAAAGGGAACCUAGAGGAGGUGGUUCAUGACAUGGAGGGGCUCCAGAGAGACCUUCAGGAGAUGAAAUCGCUCAAUGAAACCGUUUUUGAUGAGAACCAGACCUUACAGGCUCAGGUCUCUCAGCUGAAUGAAGCAAAGGUGGAGAUGGAGAAAAGGAUGGAGAACUUGGAGAAAGAGAGCAAAGAGCUCAGAGAUCAGCUAACAGAGAAGGAGUCGCUCAUAUCUCAGCAGAGGGGGGAGGUGGCUGCUCUUCAGGAAUCUGCUGUCCAGUCUGCUUCCUCUGAGGAAAAUACAUCUGAGAUGACAGACAGGCUAGCUUUGCUACAAAAAGAAAUCAAGGAAAAGGGUGAGAAGAUGAAUAAAAUCAAGGCAGUUGCUCUCAAAGCAAAGAAAGAGUUGGACAUCCAUAAGAAAGAGGUUUUGAGUCUUAAAGAGGAAGUGGAGUCACUGAAAGCAGAAAGGGAGAAAGUAAACAGUUCAAUGAAGGAUAUCAUCCACAGUGCUGAAGGCUACAAGAAUCUGCAAAUAGAUUAUGACAAACGAAUGGAGCAACUGGAUCUGCAGAGGGAGAAGGUGGAGGCAGCGGAGAGACAGAUUGCUGAGCUGACCAAACAACUCAGCAGUGCUGUCACACAGAGGGAAGCACUAAGCAGUGAAAAGGAGGACUUGAAUGCCGGUUUGGAGACGGCGAGGAGCACAGUGAGGCAGCUGGAGACCAAAAACCAGGAGCUGCAGAAACAGAUAGCAAGUCUGGACAGAGAUCUGUUGGCUGAGAGAGCAAUGAAAGAGCAAAAGCUUAAGGACUUGGCAGCUGCCACAAAGGAGGUGGAAGAACUGACAGCAAAGCUCCGCAAGCAACAGGAGCAGUCUCAGCAGACUGCCCAGGAGCUGGAGCAACUGCGCAAGGAGGCCCAGCAGAACUCCCUGAUGGACAUGGAGAUGGCUGAUUAUGAGCGUUUGGUGAAGGAACUCAAUGGCAAAAAUGCAGACAAAGACGAGCAGAUUAAGGACUUAAAAGCCCAGAUAAACACUCUCUCCCAGAAGCAGGAGGCGUUCAAGAAAGAAAUAGAGACUCUGAAGUCCCAGGUGGACCAUGAAGAGGAGAAGUGCUCUAAGAUGAAACAGCUGCUGGUAAAAACUAAGAAGGACUUGGCUGACGCCAAGAAACAGGAGAGCUCCCUCAUGAUGCAGCAGGCGUCUCUGAAAGGAGAACUGGAGGCAAACCAGCAGCAGUUUGAGAGCUCCAAGAUUGAGAUUUGUGAGCUGACAGCUGAGCGCCAUCAUCUGCAGGAGCAGCUGAGGUCAGCGCUGGAGCAGCAGCAAAGAACCAGCAACUCCUUACAGCAACGCAUACACAGUCUGCAGCAGGACAGAGACGCUGCCAAGGCUGAGCUUUUGGCAACAACAACUGAGUUUGAGAGUUAUAAAGUGCGAGUCCACAACGUUCUCAAGCAGCAGAAAAACAAAGCCAGCGCUCAGAGUGAAGGAGAUGCUUUUAAACUGGAGAGAGAGCAGUUGUCCUCUCAGAUAGAGCAGCUGAGGGUCAGACUGUCGGAGAGCCAGCAGAGCCUCCAGAGCAGCACGGCUGAGCUGCAGCAGCUCCACAUUGAGCAUGACACUCUCCUGGAGAGGCACAACAAAAUCCUCCAGGAAAAUGUCAGCAAGGAAGCUGAACUCCGUGAAAGGCUUUUGUCGCUGCAGUCAGAGAAUGUGGCCCUGCGGUCAGACUUGUCCCAGGCUCAGGCUGACCUCUCGUCCCAGGUUGAGACCCAGCGGCAGACCUACAGAGACCAGCUGAGGAAGCUGCAGGACGACCACCGGGCCACUGUGGAGACCCUGCAGAGACAGCUGACGCGCGUUGAGGAGCAACUCUUCACCCUGCAGAGCCAGAACAGUUCGUUGUUGGUCCAACACAGUCGCAAGACUUUGGGGACAGACCUUCAGCGCAGAAAUGGAGACCAAAUCCAAGCCGGAAUGGGAAUGGUGGCCAUCAGUGACCUUCAGUCGAUGGCCAGGGAGGAAGGGGAGGGCAUGGAGACCACAGAGACCGAGAAAUCCUCCCCAGCACAAACCUCGCUGCCCUCUCUGGAGCAACUACUUACAUCACCUGAUCCUAAACAAGAACCAUUUGUAUGGACGGUGGAGCCAACCAUAGAGGAGGUAACUGAAAAGCUGAACACCGCCACACGCAGCAUGGAGCACAUGAACAGCCUGCUACAUGAAACUGAGGCCACCAAUGCUAUCCUCAUGGAGCAAAUCACUCUGUUGAAGAGUGAAAUGCGACGUCUUGAGAGGAACCAGGAGAGGGAGAAAAGUGUUGCCAACCUUGAGUAUCUGAAGAACGUCUUGCUGCAGUUCAUCUUUCUGCGUUCAGGCAGUGAGAGGCAGGCCCUGCUGCCCGUCAUUCACACCAUGCUGCAGCUUAGUCCAGAGGAGAAGAGCAAACUGGCUGCCAUUGCACAGGGUGAGGAGGAAGGAAGUGGUUCUCGGGGUUCAGGGUGGUCUUCGUACCUCCACAGCUGGUCUGGGAUCCGAUAAAACUGGAGGCUAACCAAACUGACCUUAAGGACUGAAGGCACAUUGCAGUGACUUUACUGAGCCAUUUUCUGUGAGAUUGAGUUGUGAAACAUUGACUCCAUGGUGGAUGUGGUCACUCUAUAACAGUACUGGGACCAAUGAAUGUAUCUGCUGAAAAAACAGCCUGGUGGAGAUUAUGAAGACCAAAAUACUUUAACUUAAUCUUAGUUAGCAUUUAUAGGUCCAAGGUGUAGGUGUGUUGUAUUUAUGUUUAUUUAUGAUGCCACAUCUCAUUGUAAAAUCUUCUUUUCAAUUUAGGGCAUUUUAGAGCGCAUAACAAAUCUGAAUCUGUUACUGUUUUUCUAAUCCACAUUUAAUGGGUAAAUGAUGAGAUUAUUCUGGGACAUUUAUGAAAACUAUUACUUGAACUUGUCACAUGCCUGAUAAUGAACCUUUUGUCCAGAUUCAUUCACUGUUGGCACUUUGUGUCUAUGUUUUACGGGAAGCUGUUUUUUUUUCUCUCCCCAUUCCUCACAUCACAUGUGAUCAUGGUUUGUUUCAGAAAAGCGUCUCUUUAAUCUUUAACAGCUUUUGCCUGGAAGGUCCAGAUAAAGUUAGACAUUUUUCAAUGGCGCAUGGUUUUUGGUAAUAAUUACCUAAGGAAGUAUGAAAUGGUUUGGUGUUAAACUAUAUCACAAUCGUGUCUGCGGAUCUUUCCAAUGAGUUUCAAAUACGUCAUAUUUUAUCUUUUCUUAAGCGGGGGGGGGGGGGGGGGGGGGUAAUGUUAAAGAAAACCUCCAAAGGGCGAGUUUUCAUCCAUAACAUGCAUCAGUGUUUGGUUCGGGUUGUUAUUUGUUCUCUCUAAAAUAUCAGUAAAUGGAGGAUGGUGCUCACGAUUGCAUCUGUACAUUUUUAGGUGCCUUUUACCAAGAAUAUAACUCAGACCUCAUUAUAAAACUCCUCAAUAUAUAUGAAUUUGAGGUGAAUGGAGAAAUAAGCAUGCAUUUAAAUCUAUUCUGUAGUCAGAUUCUCUCCACAGGUUGUGUCACUGGCAGUCUUGUAGGAUUCAUUCAUCACAAAUGAAUGUAUGUUCUUCUUUUCGUUUAAUCCACGUUUUUUCUUUUGUGAUGGGUCCUGUAAGUUUGAAAGAGUUCAUUACAAUAAAAUUUCAUGCAAGAUUCAA
Messenger RNA from Oryzias latipes (Japanese medaka), 6551 nucleotides. RefSeq names its product GRIP and coiled-coil domain containing 2 (gene gcc2). Gene Ontology annotation, cellular component: Golgi apparatus. Gene Ontology annotation, biological process: late endosome to Golgi transport. The record is from RefSeq and is a predicted model, not a curated record. Lineage: Eukaryota; Metazoa; Chordata; Actinopteri; Beloniformes; Adrianichthyidae.